Molecule: messenger RNA, 2579 nt
Organism: Bursaphelenchus okinawaensis
Lineage: Eukaryota; Metazoa; Nematoda; Chromadorea; Rhabditida; Aphelenchoididae
Source: the annotation of a GenBank genome assembly
AUGAAAAUUUCAAACAAACUUUUGUAAGUGUUUCAGCUAGACUAAAAGUUCUGACGCUAAGGCUAAGGCUUAAGCUAAGGCUAAGGCUGAGGCUAAAACUAAGGCUAAGGCUAAAGCUAAGGCUAAGGCUAAGGCUAAGGCUAACAAUAUUAUAGAUAAUCUUCAACCUAAUCAUCAGUUUAUCAGCCUUCUUCCAUCCAGCAACCGAAUUCUGUUUGUACCUCCAACAACGUCAAUUGUUUAUAGACUAUUACCACUAUUUAAAGUUGAUCAAAUACUUUUUUUGUUUCCUCGACCACAUUACAGCCGUAUUCGUCGAGUUCAAGUUUUAUAUUUUGGCCAUCGAACGAGUGAUUGCAUUGAAACGACGCAAAUCUGAAGAUAUGCCUAUAGCCAAUGUGCCGGGAAAACUGCUGGGUGUUACGGUAAGUAUGAUUAGACUUGAAAAGGAGCUUUGUAGGCCCGGCCGCAUAAAGGCCCCAUGCUAUGCUUGACUCGGCCCACACAUCUGCUAGGGCCGAACCAACAUUGAAAAGAGCCGGGCCGUGUCGGAUCGUGCGCGCCUGAGAGCCGGGCUUAAAUGAAUGCACCAGCUUUAGACAUGAGAAACAGGCUCGGCUUGCCAUCGGGCCGGGUCGGGCCGGCCCAACGCAAAAUUUCGAUCGGGCCUGGCCUCAAAAAUAGGCCGGGCUCGGCCUGUUUUUACGUAAAAAAGUUGGUCUUGUUUGGUUCGGGCAUGCCGUUGGGUGGGACCGGCCCUAAGCAAAAUUUGGACCGGGCUUGGCCUGCAAAAUAGGUCCGACCUGUUCUUUUUGUCUACCCUGCUUAGGUCCCGCAACAAAAGAUUUACUUGCGAAAAAAGGCCGGGCCAAAGAAAAUCUGGAAAGAUCAGGGCCGGUUCAUGCAAGCCCGAGGGGCGUAAACCAAAACUCCAGAGGCCUAGAUUAUCAGUUAUUAAUCUGAGAUUAGGUCCCACAACGAAUGAUUUAAAUUAUAAAAAAGGCCGGGCCGAGCCAAAGCAAAUUCGAAAAAGCUUCGGACCGAGCCAAAAAAUUAGGCUCUAACCGUCCCCUUUACUGUUCUAAACAUAAUAUCUUAUACUUGAAGUAAGCUUUAUUAGAAUUGUACUUUUUUGUCUACCGUAAUCUUUAAACAUGACAUAAUAAUUUUUUUCAGUUUUUGAUAGUGACAUUCGAAAUUGUAUUGAAAACUAUAUUAUACUGCUGUUUUGACACCGCCGACUCAUUCGAAAUUCGAUUUGAAAAAGGGAUUACAUUGUCAAGAUCACCCAGAUUCUUUUUGUUUGGCUACUGCGCCUUGUAUUCUUCACUAUUCUUGGGAGUUAUAGUAAGUUACCCUACCCUUGCCUUGCCUUGCCAGAUUAAAAAAUCACUUUUCGAACUUCCCGCCAAAUUGGCAUUGUGUUUCAAGCUUAUAGCUUUGUCAUUUUUUGACUUUUUAAUAAUUUUUCUUUGAUGUACUAAUAGAAAACCUGUUAUGAGCCAACGUUUUUAAAUUUGUAAGCGUGGCUUGUCUGGAAAGUUGAAAAAAGGUCUUGCAACGCUAUGCUAAAUUUGCCAAUUUGGCGGGAAAUUCAAAUAUUUAAUUUUCAAAACCUAAGACCGCAAGCUAAGAUCUUUUAUGUGUACUAUUGGUGGUAUAAAGAAUUCAUAUAAAAAUUUUGAUCUGAUUCUGAGAGUUGCAGGUGGGGCACUUUCCUUGUUAGCUUGGCUUAGCUUGGCUUACCAUGCCCGGUUCUGUUCUGUCUUUUCCCUCCUUGACCUGUCUUGGCCUGCACUAAUCUCAUGCCGUGCCUUGCUUCGCUUUGCCUUGCUUUACCCUGACCUGUUCUCCUCUACUCUACUUUACUUUACCUCAUAUUUACAUUACCUAGUCUAAACUUAUCUUUUAGCUCCUAAAAUACACCAAACGUUAUGUAAAACAACUUCGAUUGGCGAGCGAAAGUUUGACUGAAAGUUUUGAGCUGAGCCAGACUAAAAGUAUCGUCAGGCUAAUAUCCAGCUUGUUAUUGUUGUACAUUGGUUGUUGUUUAUUGUGUUUACCCACUGGAAUCUUAACCUUUUACAUUUCAUUUUUUGAAUAUAUGUCCAUAUGGGACACGGUAUAUGAUACUAUGGUUAAGGUGAGUUUAAGAUUUUUAAACAUACAAUAGCAAGAACUUUCUUUACAAAACAACAAAUGGCAAGAACUUUCUUUACAAAACAACAAAUGACAAGAAUUUUCUUUACAAAACAUAUAAUGGCAAGAACUUUCUUUACAAAACAUAAAAUGGCAAGAACUUUCUUUACAAAACAUAAAAUGGCAAGAACUUUCUUUACAAAACAUAAAAUGACAGAAACUUUCUUUACAAGCCCUACAAACAAUAUUUUUAGACAAACUACUUUAUCUUGUCCUGUUACACCUUAUCUUCAGUAAUUUACGCAUUCCAUCGAUUCGGCGUGAUACGAAACCGACACGUAUCAGUUACGAUUGAUGAAGUCGUCGAUGAACAAAAGCUUCAUUUUGACUAUUUGGCCGAUUCAUGGGCUUCUGUAAAACAUAAAAAGAGCUUGCCGUAG